AUGACCUCGACACCCCACGGGAACCUGCCCACGGCUGGAGGCCAUGUCCUUCGGCGAGACGAGAUGCAGCCUCCACCCUCAACUUUGGCUGCACAGCUCGUUGAGAACAUUUCGACCUCGACGUCAACGAAAUCGACGAAAUCUAGCGAAAAUGGGGAGCUCAAGAAGCUCUUUACUACCAUCGAGCACAUCAAGAACAACCCCGAUCUCCUACAGACUCCCGAAGACCGAAUCGCCCACAACCACAUGCUGAUUUAUGUCUACUUCCGCGCCGUCCUCGAUGCCCUGCGGCCUGAUGAUCCGUUUCUCGACAAGGAGCGUAUGCGCAGCGAGGCUUCCAAAGCUGUCCAUUUCUUCAGGCUUGCCGUGAUCGAGACCCCUCAGGUUCUGAUAUGCUCGGCCGAUGAAGGACAAUUCUUAUUCAGGGGAAGUGAGCCGCUGUGGACAUGGGCUUUUCCAAAGAUCUUUCGUCUGCUAGGCCACCCGCAAUAUCUAGAGCUUUCGGAACCAGUAGAGACUCUUUUCCAUUCCAUAUUCAAGGUGGUCUCCACCACGGGGCAGCUGGUAUCGGUGAUCCCCCCUCUCAUGCUCUAUUUAAGGGAAUUAGUUAAAGAUAUUCUUGACGCCCUUGAGAACAGUCCCACCGACCGCAGCGGGUCUCGAAGCCCCGCCGUAAAGCUCGAUCUCCCGUCUAAUCGAGUCUUCAAAUGUAUCGACCCCGAUGCUGCUGAUCCCACCUCCGAAUCUACAUCCCUAAGGCGUCGUGUUACGUACAAACUCACCAACCCCUCUCAAUGUCUACGGCAAGCAUUGAUCCUGCUUUCUAUACUCUCUGGGCCCCUUACCCGUGAGAAUCCUGUGGCUGGGCUCUCCGAACACGGACCUUGGCUGCUUGACUCUCUUCAUGCUCUCUGCAAUGCCCAAAUCCAGCGGGAUCCUGCAAUAGAAGUGACUAUUGUCCCCGAACUAAGGCCUGGAUCCGAUUUUGCAAGGGCUAGUGCUUUACUUCGGGAGGCGUCCGCCAUGCAAAUACCCCGGGCGUUUGACAAAAAUGCGCGUCCUCAGUUCUUCGAGGAUGAAGAUCUGCGCCGCCGAGUAGAAUCACUUCAUCUUAACUACAAGACGACUGAUGAGGAAGUCAACCAACCGGAUCGGAAGCGACGCAAGAUUGCAAGUGUAGACACAAGUUUGGCGAUACUCUCCGAGCAGAUUUUUCAGAUAAUAAACCCAGAUGCCGUGGAUGGAGGAUUCGAGCAAAUUAUAGUGGACGGGUUCUCCAAUAUGGACGACGACAGAAAGUGCCUUGUUAUGGAGCUUCUCGGCCGUGCCCCAUGUGCAGCAGAUGGCACACUCUCCUUCGCAGAGCCCGGUUCCAAUGCGCAACCCAGGAUGUCGUGUUCGUUUUGUUCGGGCCAAAAGGCGAGUGCAAGCCUUCCGCCAGACUGCGUCAACCCAAGGGCAAAGAGUGAGGCUUAUUCUGCCUUUGCGAAGCUUGUUGAUCUCCCAGCUUUUCAGCAAUGUAGGAGACCUCGAGUGGUGGCCAUGAUGGCACUCCGUCGGUUUGUCCUACACUCGGUUGAGCCCGAGUUUCUUAAUAUACAGGGCUCUCCAUUAGCAUCUUGGUGUGUCCGCUCGCUAAAGAGCUCUAUUCGAGAACUUCGCAUCGCAGCCGGAGACCUUGAGUCGGCCCUCGUCGAGAGCAAGGUAACUCGAGAAGCGUCGAACCACAUCACGAGCACGACAUUGCAGAAUCUGUCAAGUUUGAUGCCCUUUUUGAGGUCUAUCUCGGAUAGCUCCCCACCUCAUUACCAAGAAACGUGCAUCAUGGCUUGGGGUCAGCUUGGCCGGGUAGCGCCUGAUCAAGAGCUCAAUCUGAUUCUGUUGAAGUUGGUUGAAUAUCUGGGAUAUGAAAACGAUGUGAUCACCUCCUUGGCCUUCCAAGAGUUAUCAAACAUUGCGGCGGCGCGAAACCUGUCUCCCCUCAAGCUUUUCGAGCCAUUCUGGAGAGGCUUGGCGCAUUUCGUCAUCAAAGACGUGAUAACAAAACCCCAAACCAGCAUUUUGACGGCCGACCUUCUUGGCGUCAGCGUUAGCGAGCUUCUCCUACUUGUUCACCGUCAUGCGCUUCCCUGGCUUGUUCUACAAGGCAAGCGGGAUGUCAUUGAGCGGAUAGCUAAGGCUAAAAGGAACGAUGAAAUUCACUUACCCAUUGUCGAGAGCGGGAAUCUGGGCCCAGUAUUAGCCCUCCUUUUCAUUCAGCCUGUGGAGAACGUCGCUGCCUUUGCCAUGGCCAAGUUGACUGAAAUUACGCCUUAUUUCGAGACAACAUUUGAGAUUCCGCAGCUUGUCCGCAGCGAAUUAGUGCCAAUUGCGUUGGAACUUUUCAAGUUGGCCGCGGAAGGAAAUGAUGCGAGGAAGCUGGCCGCACGAAACGCUCUUACACAGAUUGCUGCCAUAGUUGGUAUUUCUGGAGAAUCCAGGACCAGGAAGGGAAAUGUUGUCGGUCGAUUCCUCCAACCGCAGGUUCUGGGCUUGAUGACGAGGUUAACAGACGUCAUCAAUAUCGCGGCCUUUGGGCGCCCGCCCACCUUAGAGCAACGCCUCUGUCUUCAAGCGAUGGAAGAAAUGAUACGUACCUGUAAAGCCCAUGUCCGCGUAGCUCGCCCGCAGAUCUCGGCCUGUCUCCUUGCAGCAAUCGCCAUUCACGGUCUAAGGCAAAGUGCGUUUUCUUGCUGGGCUACGAUGCUUCACAACCUCGAAGAAGAGGACGUGGAUGUAUUACUAGAAACAACAUUUUUCAUCAUCAUUCACUACUGGCCUGUGUCAAACGAGUCGACGCGGCAGCGUAUGCAGGAACUUGUUCGAACUCUCUUAGACAAGCAUCUUCCAGUUCUCGAAGCGGAGAUCAAUCGCAUUCCAUCGCUGGAAAGAGUUCUAGAUCUCAAGCCACUUGAGGCUAGUCUACGGGCUCUCCGGGUUCCCCUUGAUCAGCGGGCUGCUUUCAACAUCUUUGCUGAGCGUAUCGCGCACGAGUAUUCUGGUGUUGUUAUGUUGGCUCUUGAGGAGUUGGUGGCAUACCUAAAACUGAACCAGGACUACAUUCAAACUACAGCGAUCAGCGAGAACCCUGAUCCGGUAGUGGCAGUAUUGUUACGGUCCCUCCUCGACUGCGCCUCACGGUAUAAUGGAGUCAACCUUGAUAUCGCCAGGUUAUGUACCGAAUGCAUGGGCCUGAUCGGCUGUAUCGACUCGAAUCGUGUCGAAGCUCCACGUGAACAAAAGUCCAUUGUUGUGCUUGACAAUUUUGAGAACGAUGAUGAUCGUCGUCACUUCGGAUUCUACGUCCUCACUGAGGUUCUUGUCAAAUCAUUCUUAUCAGCUACUGAUCCAAGGCGGCAGGGCUUCUUGUCCUUUGCGAUCCAGGAACUACUGGAAAGAUGUGAUAUCAAACAAGCGGUGCUAAAUCAGGAUCUAGGGUCUAGAGGUGGCAGUGCUGACAUUUACAGGAAGUGGAAAGAAUUGCCCAUAUCUGUCCAGGAAGUCCUCUCGCCCUUCUUAAACUCCAGAUACUUACUAGGACCGAUGGCCCCGGUCGUCGCCAAGUAUCCCAUCUUCUGUCCAGGAAAGCCAUAUACGACGUGGCUAGUAUCAUUUGUUAUGGAUCUUCUUCGCAAUCCCCAAAACGCUAAUGCAUCUCUUGUCUUCGAACCGCUGUCGCGAGUAACGAGACUACGAGACCCUUCGGAACCAGAGUUCCUACUCCCAUAUGUCGUGUCUCAUAUCAUCAUCAGCAACGAUACACCCAAGGAACUACGUGAAAAUGUCAUCAAUGAGCUUACGGCAAUUCUUAAUUAUGAAUUGCCGGCCACAGCAACCCCAGAUGAGCGGCAGGAGAUGAAGUUAUUCUAUGAGGCUCUCUUCCGCAUCCUUGAUUAUCUUAGAAGAUGGGUUCAUGCACGGCAAGCGAGGACCAAGAAUGCACCGAACGAUGACCCUGCAAUCAGUCGGGUCCGCGAGUUCCUAGAUCGAACCCCAUCUCAGACCAUUGCUCAACGAGCCUUGGACUGUGAGCAGUACUCUCGAGCCCUGUUCUAUCUCGAGUACCACAUGCAGGAGGGCAAGCUCCAGGGUGAUGAUCACUCGAAGAUGAUGAAGCGACUGCAAGACAUUUACGCACAUAUUGAUGAGCCUGAUGGUCUUGAGGGCCUCUCGGCACGAUUGCAAAUCUUGGACAUUGACCAGCAGGUCCUCGGCCAUCGCAAGGCUGGCAGAUGGACUGCUGCGCAAACUUGGUACGAGAUACGCUUGGCGGCCGAACCAGAUAACUCCGAUGUCCAACAUGAUCUUCUCACCUGUUUAAAGCAGACGGGACAACAUGAUGUCCUGUUGAACUACGUAGAAGGCAUGCACUUACAGCCAGGUACUCAGACCAACAUUAUACCGUUUGCUGUCGAGGCUGCCUGGGCGACCAACCGAUGGGAGUCGUUGUCAAAAUAUCUAGAUCUAGCCAAAUCGUCGGACGCGUCGUAUGCAGACUUCGACGUAGCGAUUGGCGAAGUAUUCCGCGAUUUCCAACUUGGUCGAAAGACCAAUUUGAUCCCAGCUAUCAACAGCAUCAGAGAGCGCAUUGCCGCUUCGAUGGGCAUCACGGAGACGGCUUCUUUACAGGCUUGCCACGAUAUCAUGCUGAGGUGCCACAUCUUGACGGACCUUGAGCUGCUUUUGUCGGCACAAGCUAGUGAAGAAGACGUCGACAACCGGCCUACGCUCAAUGCUCUUAAACGUCGGUUGGAUGUUUUGGGUGCCUAUGUUGAAGAUAAACAGUAUCUUCUAAGUAUCCAGAGGACAGCGAUGGAGCUGCAGAGACCAAUCUAUUCGGACCUCGACAUAUCAAGCCUCUGGAUGUCGAGCGCACGUCUUGCCAGAAAGAGCAACUCCACGCAUCAAUCCUAUAACGCUGUUCUCCAUGCUUCAAGACUUGGCGAUCGCUCUUCGGCAAUCGAAAAUGCGAAACUGCUCUGGAAAGACGGACAUCAUCGCAAAGCCAUCCAAACUCUCGAUGGUGUAAUGGCGAAUAAUGAGCUAGUGACACAAGAGGAACUGGCGAGCAUUCCAUCUUCUAAGUUUGCUGAUUGCCCACAUAGACUACUCAAGGCGAGGGGAGAGUUGCUUCUGGCGAAGUGGCUAGACAGCACCGGAGCCCAUCACUCGGCCACGAUUAGAGAAAAGUAUCAGGAACCGCCUAAGACCCAUACGGCCUGGGAAAAGGGUCACUAUUACCUUGGGAAACACUACAAGAAGCUGCUCGAGUGGCAGAAGACUCUGGAUCCGGACGAUCAAAGCGAUGUAUAUCUCACGGGCGAGCUUGCUCGGGCGUUGAUCGAAAAUUAUUUCCGUGCGCUCAAUUUUGGAACAAAGUAUUUGUACCAGACCUUGCCUAGGAUCCUGACUCUAUGGCUAGAACUCGCAGCACAGCUUGAUAAAGCUCCCGAGGGCAAGCAUUCUGUCUCCCGGGAACUCUAUCGAAGACGCACGGAACAACUUAACAAGCUCCAUUCCAGCCUAGAUAAGUGGAUCUCUAGACUGCCUGCCUACCUGUUUUACACAGCCCUACCCCAAAUCGUUGCUCGGAUAGCGCAUCCGAACAAGGACGCGUUUUCGAAGCUAGCGGACAUAAUCGUCAAGGUCGUCGACGCGCAUCCCCGACAGGCCCUUUGGAGCCUAUUUGGUGUGAUGACCACGAAGCAAAAGUCUGAGCGACAGGCUCGAGGGCAAGAAAUCAUACGCCGGCUGAAGACAAAUGCGACCAAGGUCGGUGGCACUAAAUUCGCGGUGAGAGAUAUCAUCCGGAAGGGCGAGAGGCUAGCCGAACAGCUGCUCUUGGCGUGUCAUAAUGGCGACUUCCAGAGCAACCGAACAGUAAAGGCUAGCAUUGUGAGAGACUUGUGCUUCAACCACGGAUGUACGCCCUGCCCGUUGGUGGUGCCUAUCGAGGCUUGCUUGACAGCGACGUUACCUACUGUCACAGACCACCAGAGGAAGCAUGAGGCGUUCUCGCGUGAUGUCGUAACGAUCGACUCGUUCCUAGACGAGGUGCUCGUCCUUGGCUCUCUCGCCAAGCCAAGACGUCUCACAGCACGCGGAUCGGAUGGCAACCUCUAUCCACUGCUCAUAAAGCCCAAGGACGAUCUACGAACGGAUCAGCGCCUGAUGGAAUUCAACUCGAUGAUCAACAGAGCGCUCAAGCGCGACGCAGAGUCGAGUAAGCGGCAACUAUACGUGCGAACAUACGCAGUGACGCCACUCAAUGAAGAAUGUGGUAUUAUCGAGUGGGUUGACGGACUCAAGACACUCAGGGACGCGCUCCUCGCGCUGUAUGCGGCGCGCAACAUUUCUCCCGAUUACAGCGUCAUCCGAAACAUGAUGCGCGAGGCGGCGUCUUCUGCUAAGAACAUUCACAUCUUCACUGAGGGGGUGCUCGGCAUGUUCCCACCCGUGCUGCACCUGUGGUUUGUCAAUCAAUUCCCGGACCCGUCGGCUUGGUUCUCGGCGCGCAUCAGGUACACGCGGUCUUGCGCCGUCAUGUCGAUGCUCGGGACGAUUCUGGGCCUGGGUGACCGUCACGGAGAGAACGUCCUGCUCGAAGAAGGGAACGGAGGAGUUUUCCACGUCGAUUUCAACUGCCUCUUUGACAAGGGGACGACUUUUGCGCAGCCCGAACGCGUGCCGUUCCGCCUGACGCACAACAUGGUGGCUGCGAUGGGGAUCUAUGGCUACGAAGGGCCGUUUAGACAGUGUUCGGAGCUGACGCUCUCGAUCCUGCGGCAACAUGAGGAGACGCUCAUGACCAUUCUCGAGGCUUUCAUCUACGAUCCGACCCUUGAUCUCCAGAAAGAGAAGAAGCCGGCCAGGAGAGCGGAUGGCGGCGUCAAGUUUUACCCGCAAGGCGUGGUGGACAGCAUCAAGAGGAAAGUGAGGGGUCUGAUGCGGGAUCAGAGCAUCCCGCUUGGAGUUGAGGGACAAGUGGAGGAGUUGAUUAAACAGGCGACUGAUCCGAAGAAUUUGGCGGCGAUGUAUAUUGGAUGGUGCCCUUUCUUGUAA
Molecule: messenger RNA, 7101 nt
Organism: Scedosporium apiospermum
Lineage: Eukaryota; Fungi; Ascomycota; Sordariomycetes; Microascales; Microascaceae
Exons: 13
Coding region: 1-7101 (2366 amino acids)
Biological process (GO): protein phosphorylation; DNA damage checkpoint signaling; telomere maintenance
Cellular component (GO): nucleus
Molecular function (GO): protein binding; protein serine/threonine kinase activity
Source: RefSeq, a predicted model, not a curated record